AUGGCGAGUGGAAUGAAGAAGCGACGGGCAACCCGCAAUGUAGCUUCGAAGCGCGCGCGUAUUACCUCGAAACGCGCCCAGCACACCGAGCCGGAUCCGCAUUCGUCGCGCGCCGGAUCUGCCAAGGACACACACCUGCCCACCGGAGAAGACUGGGUCUUUCGCGUGAAGGUCAUCUCGUCUGCGACCGACCUGGGAAACGAGGUGUUCAAGAAUGCGGUCCAAGGACUCGUUCGAAUAUGUUUCCCUGCUGGCAUUCUGGACCAGCUGGGUUUACAGAUACUGGGGCAACACAUGCGCGAGGAGAAGGCUCCAGAAGGCAACAUACUGAGAAUGGAGGAGGUAUUCCAAUCAGAGAUGGAGCAGCGUAUAGCGUCUAUGCUUGCCGAGCAUCUUGACACGGCUGCCAAAAUCAACUUGGUUUUGAAAACUAUUCUGUCUACUAGCGCAAGGGCUCAUGGGGGUGACAUUGGAGAUGACAUCUUGGGUCACGUUACCGCUAGCCUACUCGAGUUGAAAGCAAAAGCUUCUGAACACUCGACGGAAUGGCUAGCCAGAGGUGACGGAGCACAGGAAGAGGACAACAGCGACGGGUAUAUGAACAUCAGCGGCGUCUCUGACGAAGAACCUGCGCCACCACCAAAGGCAUUGGAGAAAAAGAAACGGGGUAGACAGUCGGAGCGAGAACACCCAAGUGCUAAGGCUCAUGUCGCAAAAGCUAAGAGUACGCAUACCAGCUUGUUAGCGGCCCCGCCUCAGAAACGCACUCUGGAGCGCAAAGAUCGGGUAAUCUCUCUAAAGUGGCAUCGGGACGUCAAUGCAAAAGAGCUUUCAAACGCGGCUAUACCUCGGACCUUCUUACGCACGAGCGAUCUGUUUGCUUAUCAUGCAUUACCGAUUGCCCAACGCAAUCUUGGCCCCAAUGCAUCAAAGAAAGAUAUGAGAUGCGAGAUGCAGUCGCUACUUGAUGGCACGCCUCCAGAAGAGUUUGAGAAGUGGGUCGAGAGUUUACAAAAGCUACUCGAUGGCGACCGCGAUAUGCUAGAGCGACAAGAGUCACCCUCUUCCGGUCACCAGCAGCAGUUGAGUCGCGUAACCCCGGCGCCUAUCAACACACGGAGACACUCUCAGGAAUCUACGACAAAAAUAUCAGGUAACUUGACAGAUCCUGACAUCGACCCAAGGGGUGGUAACAGGCCUUCGCACCAAGAUACUUUCGACCCAAGGAAUGGUAACAAGACUUUGCACCAGGAUACUUUCGUCAAACGCGAAGUUGAAGCUGAGCAAAUGGAGCAACCAGAGACUAUCAAUGAGGGUCGUCGAAAGAACUUGUUAUCGGAAGCUACGGCUACCUUUCAACAUGUCCCAGUAAAAGAUCCUCACAUCCAAUCACCUAAACAAGCCGCAGAGACAAUGGACGACCAUGGCUCCUGGAGUCAUGGAAUCAUGCUGGAUCAGAAGCAGAUGGCUUACCCAAAGCUCUGA
This is a messenger RNA of Alternaria arbusti, 1485 nucleotides long. RefSeq lists its product as uncharacterized. The record is from RefSeq and is a predicted model, not a curated record. The transcript is spliced from 3 exons. The coding region runs from base 1 to 1485 and encodes 494 amino acids. NCBI's taxonomy places the organism in Eukaryota, Fungi, Ascomycota, Dothideomycetes, Pleosporales, Pleosporaceae.